AACAACAAAAAGAUAAGAAUGGGAGUUCCUGCUGUGGCACAACAGGAUCAGCAGUGUCUCUGCAGCACCAGGAUGAUCCUCAACCAGGACAUCUUUGCAGAUUUGAUCCUCAGCCUGGCACAGUGAGUUGAAAGGAUCCAGCAUUGCCACAGCUGCCACAUAGGUCACAACUGCGGCUCAAAUCUGAUUCCUGGCCCAGGAACUACAUAUACCAUGGGGUGGCCAAAACAGAAAAAAAAAUUAGGAUGGAUUGCCUUGCUAGAUAGUUGCUCUCUCACUGGAAUGGUCAGGUAGAGGUUAGAUGUUUUCUAUUCAGCACUGUAGAAAGAUAUAUUGGUGAGUGUCUUGGGGUGUCUCUGUUCAGUUCUCGACAGUUUGCCCAGAGUUGUUUUAAGCGUUAUAAACUAAUGAGUUACUUUGUGGAUUUGUCUUGCCUGAUAGCUCCAAAUCAGUGGACCAAGUUAAUUUAUGUGUCUUUGAUCUUGAAGGAUGAAAUUAAACUGCUGAUUCUCAGAUAAGAAAAUAUUGAGGCUCAUUGUCCAGGAAAGUUUCAUCACUAUGACAGUCAAUCAUGGCCUGGGUUCACAGGUAUUUUUGACAAGCUUUCCAUACACAGCAACACCAGUCUUUAUUUCAAAUUUUUGAGAGAUUUAUUUUUUUAUCUGCCCAUCAUUUUUGUAAAACACUCUUACUUGGAGCAAUUAAAAUAGCACUGAGAUUACAGGAGAAAGGAUAGAGAAGAAAAAUCCGUUUCCUUCCCUCUUUUUGUGAUUCCUAUAUGGAUGAUUUUAGUUUACAAAGAAGUUUUUUUAGGGCCAAGAGGAAAUAAUUAGUUUCCAUCUACGCUCUCUAGUCUUCAUCUUAGAUCUUUUAGUGGUCCUUUUGGGUAGCAUUUAAAACAAUUCAGGGGUAAACUUUGCUGUUUGUCUCAAAUGACUACUUAUCUGUAUCCAAAUCUGGCUUCCUGGGGCACUGAAGCAUGAACGGCAUAAAUUACUGAACUCAACUAAUUCUCAGAAAGCCACAUUUUAGUCAGUACUUUCCAGCUUUCUCACUCUUCAUUUCUUUUACAGAACUAAGUUGUGUAACUAAUUAGAGUUUUAUUCCUUUACAAGUUAUACAUUUUAAAUUCUCUCCGUUAACCUUUUGAAAAUGCUAAUAAGUAGUAAAAUAACAAAUACAUACAGGGAAACCAGAAAAUAUAAGUACUGGAAAACAGCUUCUCACUCCCAAAGAAAAAGCACCAGGUGUGGUUAAGUUUUUAUCUCUUAAGGAAAAGUAGAUGCAUCCCUGUCACCAACUGACAUUCCUUCUUAUGGCCUGCAGAUGAUAGGGGCACAGCCUCCCAGUUACCCGCACACCUAUAAGUUUUAUCUGUUUCUUAGUCUUCCUCUGGGAGAGUGCUGUAAGUGAAAAGUCUCACAAGUCCACAGGUUGAUUCUUUUCCUUUCUCAAUGUAAUACUCUCCAAACGUGUUAAGAACUUGAGUAAAAUGCCCUUUUUUAUAAUACUUUUUAUGUUAAUUUUUUAAUUUUGAGAUUAGUAUUUUUAUUUUGAAAUAAGAGAUUUUGAGAUAAUGUCUAAAUUUAGAGAGGAGUUGCAAAAAUAAUAUAAUAGAGAGCAAGCGUCCUGUACCAAACAAGAUGGAGUAGACAUAUUUCACUCUAUUCCAAUUAAACGUAAUGAUAUAGGUAAUUUAAAAGUACAUGGAUGGAAAAGGACAUACCACGCAAAUGCCAGUCAAAAGAAAGCUGGAAUGGCUAUACUAAUAUCAGAUAAAUUAGACAUCAGAGCAAAGAAAAUUACCGAGGACAAGAGGAGCACCAUAGUGAUCCAAAGGGUCAAUCCGCCCAGAAGACAGAGCAAUCUUAAAUGUGUAUGUACCAGACAGUAGAGCUUCAAAGUACAUGAAGCAAAACUCAACAUAACUGAAUUGAGAAGUAGACAAAUCGACAGUUGUAGUUGGGAACUUCAAUGGCAUUAUGUACUCACUUUUCAAGUAGACAUGUAACAUUCACCAAGGUAGACUAUAUCCCAGGUCAUAAAACAAACCCCAACAAAUGUAAAAGAAUUGAAAUCAUAUAUAGUACAUUCUCUGACCAUAAUGGAAUCAAAGUAGGAAUGAAAAACAGACUACAGGAAAGUCUUCACACACUUGGAAACUAAACAACACACUUCUCAUUAAUCCAUGGGUCAAGGAGGAAGUCUCAAGGGAAAUAAAAAAAAUACAUUGACCUGAAUGAAAAUGAAAAUACAGCAUAUCAAAACUUGUAGGUUGUAGCUAAAGCAGUGCUGAGUGGGACAGUUAUAGCACUAAAUGCUUAUAUGAGGAAUAGAUGAAAGGUUACAAAUGAAUAACCUGAGCUUCCACCUCGAGAAAAUAGAAAAAAGAAGAGCAAAAUAAACCUAGAGCAAGCCAGAGGAAAGAAAGAAUAAAAGAGAAGUUAAUGUAAUUGAAAACAAAAACAAUAGAGAAAAACAAUGAAUCCAAAAGCUGGUUCUUUGAAAAUAGAGAUUCUCACUUAAUUGAUAAUGGGUACAGUGGGCAUUGGGAUUUUUUUCAAGCUCCUCAGAUGAUUCCAGUGUAUAGCGGGGAUUGAGAACCUCUGCUGGGGAGGCCACAUACAUUUUCUCAGGGUUUAACUUGUGUUGGCAUCUAUGACCCAGCCCCUUUGAUUUCUCCUGAGGAAAACUUGUAGCCAUUUCAUUUCCCCUCAAUUUUUGUUGCCCUCAAAGUCAGUACUGACCCUUUCCCUUAUAUGUUAACUUCCCUGUCUGACUGCUCUUUUGCCAUGAGUAUAGCUCAGACCGGAGGUAAACGUUUAACAGCAACCCCCACUCCACUUCACACCCACAUCACCUUGAUUGAUUUGGGAUUAACCCCAAAACCCCCCGCUGAUUGGUUUGUCACACAUCAUUGGUCACCAGCUUUAGGCUGUGAUCACCCAAGCCAUAGUAACAGUGUGUCUAGUGCACCUGGUCUUGUGACCCUGACUCUGAGGGAGCCGAAGGACUUGGUUUUUCCAUUGUGGUGGCCACUUGCAGGGCCUGCCCUCUAUUAACACAGUAUUAACAGUGGAUGUGCGGUGGAUUUGAAUUUGCUCAGAUGCUCCAGGAUGAAACGCCAUAGAACGCUGAGCAGCAGUGACAGUUCAGACGAGAGUCCUUCCACUUCCUUUACUUCUGGCUCAAUGUAUAGGAGCAAGUCAAAAAUUCCAAAUGAACACAAGAAACCUGCUGAGGUAUUCCGGAAGGACCUUAUCAGUGCCAUGAAACUUCCAGACUCUCACCAUAUUAAUCCUGACAGCUAUUACCUCUUUGCGGAUACGUGGAAGGAAGAAUGGGAAAAGGGAGUCCAGGUACCAGCCAGUCCGGACACUGUUCCACAGCCUUCCCUCAGGAUUGUGGCUGACAAGGUAAAGGAGGUCCUAUUUAUCCGACCCCGAAAGUACAUCCACUGCUCCAGCCCAGAGACUGCAGAGCCUGGCUAUAUCAACAUCACGGAGCUGGCGGCAUCUGUGUGCCGCUAUGACCUAGACGACAUGGACAUCUUUUGGCUCCAGGAACUCAAUGAAGACCUCGCAGAAAUGGGUUGUGGGCCAGUUGAUGAGAAUCUUAUGGAAAAGACAGUAGAAGUCCUGGAACGCCAUUGCCAUGAAAAUAUGAACCAUGCUAUUGAGACAGAGGAAGGGCUAGGCAUAGAGUAUGAUGAAGAUGUGAUCUGUGAUGUGUGCCGGUCUCCAGACAGUGAAGAAGGGAAUGAUAUGGUGUUCUGUGAUAAGUGUAACAUCUGUGUACAUCAGGCCUGCUACGGCAUCCUCAAGGUUCCAGAAGGCAGCUGGCUGUGUCGCUCCUGUGUCCUGGGCAUUCAUCCACAGUGUCUGUUAUGUCCAAAGAAAGGUGGAGCCAUGAAGACCACCAGGACAGGGACUAAAUGGGCUCACGUUAGCUGUGCCCUGUGGAUUCCAGAGGUCAGCAUUGCUUGUCCUGAGAGGAUGGAACCAAUCACAAAGGUCUCCCACAUUCCGCCCAGUCGGUGGGCCUUAGUCUGCAACUUGUGCAAGUUGAAGACAGGUGCUUGUAUUCAGUGCUCAGUGAAAAGCUGCAUCACUGCCUUCCACGUCACCUGUGCCUUCGAGCACAGUCUAGAAAUGAAGACCAUCCUAGAUGAAGGGGAUGAAGUGAAGUUCAAGUCAUACUGCCUCAAGCACAGCCAAAACAGGCAGAAGCUCGGGGAGACCGAGUACCCCCUACACAGGGCUUCAGAGCAGAGCCAGGCCAAAAGCGAGAAGACCAGCCUGCGGGCACAGAAGCUUCGGGAGCUGGAGGAAGAGUUCUAUUCCAUGGUCCGUGUGGAAGAUGUGGCCACAGAGCUGGGGCUGCCCAUACUAGCUGUGGACUUUAUCUAUAACUACUGGAAACUGAAGCGGAAAAGUAACUUCAAUAAGCCAUUAUUUCCUCCUAAAGAGGAUGAAGAAAAUGGCCUAGUACAGCCAAAAGAGGAGAGUAUUCACACUCGCAUGAGAAUGUUCAUGCACCUACGGCAAGACCUAGAGAGGGUCCGGAACCUGUGCUACAUGAUAAGCAGGCGAGAGAAGCUGAAACUGUCACACAGCAAAAUACAGGAACAGAUCUUCAGUUUGCAAGUCCAGCUUGCUAACCAGGAAAUUGCUGCAGGACUUCCUUUGACAAGUGCACUAGAAAACUCAUUGUUUUACCCACCACCAAGAAUUACCUUAAAGUUAAAAAUGCCCAGAUCAGCCCCAGAAGACUGCAGAAACAGCUCCACAGAGCCUGAUCAUGGACCCCUCUCUCCUGACAGCAGCUCCAUUGUUCACAGUGUAAGGAGCAUGCAGGUGGCUCAGGAAUCACUAGAAAUGAGAAUGAAGUCAUACCCGAGGCAUCCACUAGAGAACAAGAAUAACUGUUUGCUGGCCAGUCUCAGCCAUGCCAGGAGUGAAGCAAAGGAUCCCAGUCCUGCUUGGAGAACUCCAUCUCCAGAGUUCUAUCAUGGGCAGGCGCUGGGAAAGCCUCUGGUCCUUCAGGCUGCCCUGCAUGGACAGUCUUCCAUUGGGAAUGGGAAAAGUCAGCCUAACUCCAAGUUUGCCAAAUCCAAUGGCCUGGAGGGCAGCUGGUCUGGGGAUGUCACCCAAAAAGACAGCUCGAGUGAGAUGUUCUGUGACCAGGAGCCCAUGCUCAGCUCCCACUUGGGCAGUCAGGGCAGCUUUAGAAAAUCUACCGUGGAACACUUCAGCAGGUCCUUUAAGGAGGCUACCAACAGGUGGGUGAGGACCACUGAGGACCUCCAGUGCUGUGUGAAGCCAACCAAGAGUAUUAACCCCAAGGAGCAGCUCUGGGGCAGGCAGCUUGUCAGGCGGUCUGCAGGGAGAGCUCCAUAUCAGGAAAACGAUGGCUAUUGCCCAGAUUUGGAGCUGAGUGAUUCAGAAGCAGAAAGUGAUGGGAGUAAAGAGAAAGUCAGGAUAAAGAGAGAGAGCUCAGACAGGGAAAAUCCUCCCCAUGACUCCAGACGGGAUUGCCAUGGUAAAAGCAAGACAUAUCCCCUUUCUCACAGUUCAAUGCAUAGGUGAUUAGAAACGCCAAGAAAACCUGCAUCUUUGCCUUUGCCUCAUCUAUUGGGGGAAACCGACACACCAAAAGGAUUCUAGUAUAUGUUAGGAGGAACUGUAGUGAAAAGGAUAAAAUUCGUCCACAGUAAAUUGGCUUGCAAUUUUUGAACCGGUCUAGUUUUCAAAAGCACAUCAUAGAAAUUGCAUAUUGUCCAGCAAAAGUUUUUUUUGCCAGAAGCUAGUGAGAACAGCUGGGACCAGAGUAUUUGCUCAGUAAAUACUUUGGGGCAGCUUUCUAGUUAUAUUAACACAUUGAUACACAUAUGUAUUAAAAGUCCUUGCAUUGUUAAUGCAUUUACAAGAGACCGUGAUUAUCAGACACUAAAACUACUUACUAUCUUUUGAAGCUACAGCCUGUGACUCCCAGAGAGCCUGUCUGUAGGAGGUUUCUAACUCCACUGGUACCUGGAAACCCUCUUCAGGGAGAGACCAGGGACCAACAUCUCAGAUACUGUCAAACUCACUACCCUCUUCCUUUGCUCUGCACAAGGUUGAGUUCCUUUCACAGUAUCUUAACUUACCAAGUCAAUACUCCUAAUGCUUCUACGUGUCCAGUGCCUGUUCCUAGACGUGCUUGUUGGGGACGCACUUGUAACUAUUUCACCCAGCUAACAAGCGUAAAAGG
Messenger RNA from Sus scrofa (pig), 6252 nucleotides. NCBI's taxonomy places the organism in Eukaryota, Metazoa, Chordata, Mammalia, Artiodactyla, Suidae. The record is from RefSeq and is a predicted model, not a curated record.